UUUCUUUUCAAUAAACUACCUGAACAGAAACCUGAAACAAAUUUAAAAGCUUUCAAUUUUUUAGGGUCCUCUGAAUCAAAGAAGUUUCUUUUUCUUUCAUUUUUUUGUAUAUGGAAAACCCAAGAACAAGAAGCGGCAGCCGCUUGAGCUUAUCUUCUAGCCUAGAUGCUUUGACUACUACAAUAAGCAGCUCAAUUCAAGCUUUGGGCCGUGGCUUUGAUGUCACUUCAGAUAUAAGGCUGUUAUAUUGCAAAGGGGCACCUGGUUCAAGGUUAGUUAAGCUUGAUGAAGAUCAUACCAACGAUCUUGUUUUCUCAGGCGGGGUUAUUGUCCCUAACGUGUCCGUUGAUAUUAAGUGGUCAAUGGGAAAGAGUGACAUCGAGAGAAAAUCAGUUUGUAGCUUUCAUGAGAUGUCAGGAUACUUUAAUGAGAACUCCGGUAUAUCAGGGCGUGUUCCUCUGGGAAGCUUUAAUGCAAUGUUCAAUUUCACUGGUUCUUGGCGAGUUGAUGCAGCAGCUACAAAAUCCCUUGCCAUGGUUGGCUAUUUAAUUCCCCUAUACACCGUCAAGUUAGCAAAGCAGAAUUUAGUUCUGCAUGAAGAAGUCAGACGUGCUGUUCCAUACACUUGGGAUCCUGCAUCUUUGGCAAGUUUUAUCGAAAAUUAUGGUACACACAUUGUUACCUCCGCUACAAUUGGUGGGAGAGAUGUUGUUUAUGUCAGACAGCACUAUUCAUCUCCUUUAUCAUUAACAGACAUCGAGAACUAUGUGAAAGACAUUGGGGAUCAAAGGUUUCUGGACUCCAAAGGCCAGUCAAGUGCUGCACCCUUAAAAUACAAAGACAAGGAUGUUACAGUUAUUUUUAGGAGGAGAGGAGGUGAUGACCUUGAGCAGAGUCAUACCAGGUGGGCAGAGACUGUGGAAUCGGCACCAGAUGUCAUUAACAUGACAUUUACUCCCAUUGUUUCUCUUCUUGAAGGAGUGCCUGGUAUAAAACAUUUGGCCUGUGCAAUUGAACUAUACUUGGAGUACAAGCCACCAAUCGAGGAUUUACAAUAUUUCCUGGAUUUUCAAAUUGCUCGAGUUUGGGCUCCAGAACAGAGCAACAUUCAAAGGAAGGAACCAGUGUGCUCAUCCCUUCAGUUUAGCUUAAUGGGUCCCAAGCUUUAUAUCAGCCCGGAUCAGGUAGCAGUUGGUCGUAAACCAGUCACUGGGCUUAGGCUUAGCUUAGAAGGCAGCAAGCAGAACAGACUAGCAAUUCAUUUGCAGCACCUAGUGUCCCUUCCAAAAAUACUUCAACCCCACUGGGAUGUGCACAUGGCCAUAGGUGCACCAAAGUGGCAAGGUCCUGAGGAGCAAGACAGCCGUUGGUUUGAACCUAUCAAGUGGAAAAACUUCUCCCAUGUGAGUACUGCACCGAUAGAACUCACCGACACCUGCAUUGGAGACCUCUCUGGUGUUCACAUUGUCACUGGGGCUCAGCUUGGUGUAUGGGACUUUGGUUCCAAAAAUGUAUUACACCUCAAACUCCUCUUCUCCAAAGUACCAGGGUGCACAAUAAGGAGAUCCGUAUGGGAUCAUAGUCCAUCCAGCCUUUCUACUGGACAGAGGACAGACGGAUCUUCAUCAUCGGUUUCAAAUGAGAGAACGUACGACAAUAAAAAGGAGGACAGUUUGAGCCAUGCGGGGAAACUUGCGAAAAUUGUAGACUCAACGGAAAUGUCGAAAGGACCACAGGAUAGUCCUGGCCAUUGGUUGGUUACAGGGGCGAAGCUUGGGGUGGACAAGGGGAGGAUUGUAUUGCGUAUCAAGUACUCAUUACUGAAUUACUGAUCCAUUAUUUUUGUUUUGGUAGGAUUACCCUUUUUCCACUAGUAAGCAUACUCAAAGCAUUCUUUGCAGUACAGGCGGUCCUUGUUCGUUCGAUUCUUGUGUACAUUGUGGCUCUUUUUGUUUGUUUAUUUGUCCUUACAGUUGAUAGUCAGAUUAUUAUGUCUAUGGCUACCAUUUCUCCUCUAUUCGGGUUCAAUAUUUGAUUUUCAGAAAACUAGGCUAUAUUUUCCAAUAAAUAUGAAAUUGUUACGUGGAGUUCUGUUGGUUGUUCUGCAUUAAACACUGCACAUCAUUGUUGAAUGCUC
Messenger RNA from Hibiscus syriacus, 2137 nucleotides. RefSeq names its product MACPF domain-containing protein CAD1-like. The transcript is spliced from 6 exons. Gene Ontology annotation, cellular component: plasma membrane. The record is from RefSeq and is a predicted model, not a curated record. Gene Ontology annotation, biological process: plant-type hypersensitive response; regulation of salicylic acid mediated signaling pathway. Lineage: Eukaryota; Viridiplantae; Streptophyta; Magnoliopsida; Malvales; Malvaceae. Bases 111 to 1832 code for a protein of 573 amino acids.